CUGCAGGCGCGCGCCUCACCAGCCUUCUGCUGUCCGCUGCACCUCGCUCGUUGCCGCGUGCGCAUGCGCGAUUAACAGUCACUCCUCCGCAGCCUGAGCGCUAUUGGCCUGGGGAAACCCAGGGAACAAGUGGCUGAGUCGGACACCUGAGCUACCAGUCCCGAAAACCAGCCGGCAGGACAGGUGUGUGAGCACCCGGCCACCUUCCUGCUUCCCUUUGCCCUCGGGCUGGGGUCCUUGCCGCUUCUCCCAAGGUGGGCGUUCCUGGGCCGUACCCCUCUCUCCUACGACUGCAAAGGCUGCACAGAUAGUCAGUAUGUAUUUCCCAAGCUUUGGACUAUGUUUGGGUCUUUUAUUCAUCUCGAGCAAUACAAAAUUUAUGAAUGAUGGUGCUGAGGUAGAAGACUCUGAUAAAAAUUCAGAUGGGAUUGAUGUUGAAGCUGAAAGUUCUUCAGAGAUUAAGUAUAAGACACCUAAACCCAAAGGAGAAGUAUAUUUCACAGAAACCUUUGAUAGUGGGAAGUUGGCUGGGUGGGUCUUAUCAAAAGCAAAGAAAGAUGAUACGGAUGAUGAGGUUUCUAUAUAUGAUGGACGGUGGGAAAUAGAAGAGCUGAAAGAAAACCAGGUACCUGGUGACAGAGGAUUGGUAAUGAAAUCUAGAGCAAAGCAUCAUGCAAUAGCGGCUGUAUUAGCAAAACCCUUCAAAUUUGCUGAUAAACCUUUGGUAGUUCAAUAUGAAGUAAAUUUUCAAGAUGGUAUUGAUUGUGGAGGUGCAUACAUUAAACUCCUAGCAGACACUGAUGAUUUGAUCCUGGAAAACUUUCAUGAUAAAACACCUUAUACCAUUAUGUUUGGACCAGAUAAAUGUGGAGAAGAUUAUAAACUUCAUUUUAUCUUCAGACAUAAACAUCCCAAAACUGGAGCUUUUGAGGAGAAACAUGCCAAACCUCCAAAUGUAGACCUUCAAAAGUUCUUUACAGACAGGAAGACUCAUCUUUAUACCCUUGUAAUGAACCCAAAUGACACAUUUGAAAUGUUAAUCGAUCAAAUAGUUGUAAACAAAGGAAAUCUUUUAGAAGACGUAGUUCCUCCUGUCAAUCCUCCCAGAGAAAUUGAUGAUCCUAAUGAUCAAAAGCCUGAUGAAUGGGAUGCAAGACUAAAGAUCCCUGAUCCUGCUGCCGUCAAACCGGAAGACUGGGAUGAAGAUGAACCUGCCCAAAUAGAAGACUCAAGUGCGGUCAAACCCAGUGGUUGGCUUGAUAAUGAACCAAAAUUUAUCCCAAAUCCUGAUGCUGAAAAACCUGGUGACUGGAAUGAAGAUAUAGAUGGAGAAUGGGAGGCACCUUAUAUCUCUAAUCCAGCAUGUCGGAUUGGCUGUGGUGAGUGGAAACCGCCUAUGAUAGAUAACCCCAAAUACAAAGGAAUAUGGAGACCACCAAUGAUCAAUAAUCCUAAUUACCAGGGAAUCUGGAGUCCACAAAAAAUUCCUAAUCCAGAUUAUUUUGAAGAUCAUCAUCCAUUUCUUCUGACUUCUUUCUAUGCCCUUGGUUUAGAGCUUUGGUCUAUGACCUCUGACAUCUACUUUGAUAAUUUUAUUAUCUGUUCAGAAAAAGGAGUAGCAGAUCGUUGGGCUGAAGAUAGCUGGAGAUGGAAAGUCGUGGUUGCAAAUGCUAAUGAGCCUGGUAUAUUCAAGCAGCUAAUGGAAGCUGCUGAAGAGCAGUGGUGGCUUUGGCUUCUCCUUGUGAUAGCAAGCCUUCCAGUAAUAUUAAUUACUUCAUUUGGCUGGCCAACAAAAGUAAAGAAAAAAUUUGAAGACACAGAGGGUAAAAAAAAGGCCAUAUGUGAACCACAAACCAAGGGAGCACUGGAGCAAGAAGUGAAGGAAGAAAAAGCAGCCCUAGAGAAGCCAGUGGCCUUGGAGGAGGAAAGCAAACAAAGUGAUGAUGGAAUUCUUGAAAAAGAAGAGGAAAGUGAACCUGAUCAAAAGAGUGAAGAAGAAGUUGAAGUCAUAGAAGGGCAAGAAGAGGAGAAUAAAUCCAAUAAGUCUGGGUCAGAGGACGAGAUGAAAGAAGCAGAUGAAAGCACAGGAUCCGGAGAUGGACCAAUGAAGUCACUACGCAAAAGAAGAGUACGAAAGGACUAAGCUAUAUUCAACUAUUUCAGUUCCUGAGAGAGAGAUUUGGCAUUUUUAAGUCCCUGUGCCAGAACUGACCGGGAAUCAAUCUACACAUCCUGUUUAUAAAUAUCUGCAAUGUUAGUCUUUCAGAUACAGUCUUUCUUUUCAGGGAAAUUACAUCAUCUUUGAAUUUGGAAUUUUUAAUAAAGUGGCAAGUUAUGUAUCAGAUUUAUGAGACUGAUAUUAUUAGAUAUUAUAGUUUUAAUAGUUUGAAGACAGUUUAGGUUUGUACCAAGCAAAAUGGUAUGUAGCAACCUCACUGCUGUUGGAAAAGUCAGUUACUGGAAUUUCCACUUAAAUAAUAUAACAAGAUAGGUGGUAGUUUUAUAAUAAAAAUGAGUGUGUUCUGUUGCACAGAGCUAAAUGCAAUAAACUUUCUUAUGGUUGUUUGAUUAUA
Chinchilla lanigera (long-tailed chinchilla) is the source of this 2573-nucleotide messenger RNA. It is a transcript of the gene Clgn, whose product is annotated as calmegin. Gene Ontology annotation, molecular function: calcium ion binding. Gene Ontology annotation, biological process: protein folding. Gene Ontology annotation, cellular component: endoplasmic reticulum membrane; endoplasmic reticulum. The transcript is spliced from 15 exons. Bases 317 to 2143 code for a protein of 608 amino acids. The record is from RefSeq and is a predicted model, not a curated record. Lineage: Eukaryota; Metazoa; Chordata; Mammalia; Rodentia; Chinchillidae.